Punica granatum (pomegranate) is the source of this 1545-nucleotide messenger RNA. Lineage: Eukaryota; Viridiplantae; Streptophyta; Magnoliopsida; Myrtales; Lythraceae. The record is from RefSeq and is a predicted model, not a curated record.
CCACUCUCCUUUCCUUUUAAUUGCUGAACAAAAUCCCACUCUUCCCCACUCCCCCAAACAGAGCCAAGAAGCAUUCCGUUCCCUCUUCCUCAGUUUCUCUCAGCCACCAAACAGAGCACUUCCAGACAGAGAGGCAGAGAGAGUUGAAAUCAAUGGGGAAUUACAGGUUCAAGCUAUCAGACAUGGUGUCCAACUCCUGGUUCUACAAGCUCAAGCACAUGGCGAAAUCGUCAAGAAAUCACGACCCGAAACCGAAGAAAACAGAGCAGCAGCAGCAGGAGGGCAGAGCCCAGAAAUCCCAUCAGCAUUCUGUUCCAAGAAAGUCCUACCACUUCACCAGAGACCUCGCCCUCAAUGACUCAGUUUCGCCCUCGGAGCCAAAGCUUUUGGACGGCCGUUACUUCCCGAUCGCGAACACACCGAGACAAUCGACAAAGCAGCGCAGAACGAAUGCCCGGAAGUCCAGGAAGAAGAAGCCUCCGAGGCACGUGAGCUCCUCUGUCUCUGCUGGCUGCAGCUGCAGGGCAACUCUGGACUCUGUCUGGGCCAAAACAGAGCCAAUCUCUGUCGUCGAGACGGAAUUCUCCAGCUCUCCUUCCUCCUACUCGCACUCGCACUCGGAUUCGGAGUCCUCCUCCGUCGAGCAACCACCGCAGCUGCCUCAGUCUUUUGAUCAAAUGGUGUCGUGGUCUACUUCUUGCAGCUGUGGAGUCAACUCCGGCUUGAAAGACAUCGUCUUCGACGUCGGCAAGAGCUCUUUCGAUCCUGAGAUUGAGCUGCCGCCAAUCGUGACAAAGCCUAUGAAGUUCACCGACAUGGUGAAGAAUGUGAGGCGGCUGGAGGAAGCUGACCGUGACCGGUCCGUGUCGGUCAAGGUUGUAAAAGAACAGACCAUCACCGUGAAAGAGCACGCCCCCGCCAGCCUAAAACCGAGUCCCGUGAGGGGCUUCGCAGUAAACUCGCCGGGCGUGAGGCUACGGAUAAACUCGAACUCCCCGAGGAUCGUUCCAAGGCAGAAGACACAGGGCAGUCAGAGGAAGAGCAGCGUCUCGGCGUCGUCAAGCUCAAGCGCGGGGUCAGGGAACCGGAGGAGGAGGAGCGUGUCAGACAGUUUCGCCAUCGUGAAGUCGUCGGCCGACCCGAAGAGGGACUUCAGGGAGUCGAUGGUGGAGAUGAUCAUGGAGAACGACAUCAGGGCAUCCAAGGACUUGGAGGAGCUUCUUGCUUGCUAUCUCUCCCUCAACUCAGAUGAGUACCAUGACGUCAUUAUCAGUGUUUUCAAGCAAAUUUGGUUUGAUCUCAGUGCCAUUAGGUUACAAUGAAAUUGUAAUCCGGCUGUAACCAUGAUGCAGUCGGCAAACUGCACUUUUACUAGCAGUAUAGUUCGAAAUCCACUGCAGUCACUUUGUGAUCUACAACUGAGCGAGAGUUAGUUUUAGCGAAUAGACUGAGGCCAUCUCGUGAUCUUACCGAGAAUGUUGAAUCGUUAAGCUAAUCUUAAUUUGUAUAUAUACUGUGUUUAAUGACAAAUUAUUCUGCUGAUAA